Messenger RNA from Fomitopsis serialis, 1166 nucleotides. RefSeq lists its product as uncharacterized. The transcript has a single exon. NCBI's taxonomy places the organism in Eukaryota, Fungi, Basidiomycota, Agaricomycetes, Polyporales, Fomitopsidaceae. The record is from RefSeq and is a predicted model, not a curated record. Bases 403 to 1023 code for a protein of 206 amino acids.
UUCGCUCGACUUGUCAUGGAAUCCUCAGGAUCGGACGGUCGACCUCGGUCUGACUAUGCGGUUUGUCGCAGUUUCAUUCAACGUAGUGUCCGCUGAUCCGGCUCACUUUCCAGUUCGUUAUAGCCAUCAAGCAUCGACCACUUGACGGACGCGCAGCUCGUCCGCGCUAUCGCGCAGGGCAGAAAGACAUAUCGCGGACGCCGCAUCGCGUUCGGCGACCACAACGUCAGCCGCGUCGACGAAACCACCGUCGCGAAGUACUCAGGCUGUCCGGAGGACUACGCCACGCAGCCGUCCGAGGCGCUGACUCUCGACCUCGUCUUCCGCCGCACGACCAUCCCCGUCCCGCGUGUCCGGCGGGUCGUCACCGAAAUGAACCAGGGCCCGAUCACUUGGAUUGUUAUGGAUUACAUUCCAGGGCGACAACUGUCUGCGGUCUGGCCUGCAAUGUCCGUCGAAGAGCGGCUUCGUGUCGUAUUCACGUUGCGCGACUAUGUGCGCCAGCUGCGCGGCAUCCGGCACCCCCGCGCUGCUGUUCCAGGCCCGCUCUCGUCGGGUGACGACGCGCUCCAGUGCACGUCGCCCGUCUUUGGAAAAGUCAUAGAGGAACGCGGCCCCUUUGCGUCGUACGCAGAGUUAUCUGCCUGGUUCGACCACGCGCAGCGUGUUGUAGCCAGGAACCUGAAUGCGAAGAAGCACCCUCAACCAGUGUCGUUCGACGCUGUGAUGGGGACGUCCUCGCUCGUGCUCUGUCAUCAAGACCUCAACAUGCGCAAUGUCAUCGUCGGCGAUGACGGGAGGCUCUGGCUCGUCGACUGGGCGUGGGCGGGCUUCUACCCGCCGUGGUUCGAAUAUCUCGCGAUGAAGGAACAGUCGAAGAACGAGGAGAUGGUCAUGGAGCGGAAGGAGCCCUUCUGGGAUCUCAUGAUACCGUUCAUUUGUGGCCCGUUCUACCGUGAAGAGGAAUGGAUGCAUAGCUCCGUCAACAAUGCACUCGGCUACCGCUUCGAGAGUACCCCUUGAGUAGUAGUGUCCUGCAUCGAGUUCGUAUUUUCCACGUGUACAAUAUAAAUGUCUCUCAAUUGGCACUGUAAACGUGAUUGAUACUCCAUGUGUGACUGCCAAUCAUUCCAUCUUGUAUCACACACGGAUGCCGUGUGUAACAA